AUGGCACUGAUAAACGGCUGAAUAUCUCCAAUAAAUGAGGCCAGUGUUAGACGUCUAAUAUCACGACCAGAUAAGUUGACCAGUCCCAGAGAUUGGUUUCUCCUGCUGCUGCCAUGUUGUUUGCAGUUCUCUGUUUGCUCAGUCUUUCCGGCGCUCAAGCCGCCGGUUGGUACAAUAGAUAUGUGGAGUUCUUUAACAACACACUCCCCAAUAACCAAACACUGCUGGACAUGUGGAAAAAUCACCUGAAGCUCUGGGAGGAGAACAGCAGCCGUAGUAAGCGAUAUCCCAUUCCAAACUUUGACUGUCACAACACCCAUGCGCACAACGGACACCAGGCUACAAGUGUGCACGAUCUUCAUCCGGGUGACAUUCGUAUUAUCGGUGCCAUGGGAGACUCCUUAACGGCCGGUAAUGGAAUUCUUGCCAGUAAUAUUAUUGGUGAUUUCAUCGAAUACCGUGGACAAGUCUGGAGCAUUGGCGGAGAUGGAGAUUUGUCAAACACGAUUACUCUCCCAAAUAUUCUGAAGAAGUUUGGUCAGUUCUUGUGGGGUCAAUCGUAUGGUACCGGCUCAGUAGGGACAACCAACUCUAUGCUGAACUAUGCUCACCCAGGGGAUGUAGCAUCAAACAUGCCUGGACAAGCCAACGCCAUUGUUCAGAGGUUGAAAACUGACACUCACGUGCGUUACCAAGACGACUGGAAAGUCAUCACCUUUUUUAUUGGUGGAAACGAUUUAUGUGAUUACUGUCAUGACCAGAAUGGCUACUCGGCCGCCAACUACAUUCGUCACGUGAGGGAUGCCCUUGACAUCUUGCAUAACAAUGUUCCCAAGUUGUUCGUUAACUUGGUGGAAAUAUUCGACAUCGCUCCCAUCGCUGCAAUGGAUGGAGGAUUUAUGUGCAAUCUUGUACACAACAUCGUCUGCGACUGCGGACACAACAAGGCCAACUCUGAGAUGUUGAAGAAUGCCGCCAUGGCUUACCAGCGAGAGCUCCGCGCCCUGGUUAACUCUGGUCGUUACGACACUAGGGGAGAUUUCACGGUGGUGCUUCAGCCAUUCUUCAAAAACACAGAACCACCAACUUUGGGUGGCUCAAUUGAUUUGAGUUUCUUCUCCCCGGAUUGCUUCCAUUUCAGCAAGAAAGGACAGAGCGCCGCCGGUCUCUCAUUGUGGAACAACAUGUUGGAAGCACCCCAAUAUAAAGAAGAGCAGUGGCAUCUGUACGGCGACUUCCAUUGCCCAGGAACACACGCUGGACAUGACCACUCUUUCUUUACUACAUACAAGAAUUAAGCUGGGACGCUUGGUUAUCGGAAUGCAUUAAAUUAUAGGAUAAUGAGGUGGUGUUUUAAAUCACAGGAACUCGCUGCUGUAUAAUCUGUCGGUUUACCAAAAUAGUGUUCCAUGAUGAACUUAAUAAAAUGACAUAAAUCUAAA
Magallana angulata is the source of this 1442-nucleotide messenger RNA. Its product is annotated as phospholipase B1, membrane-associated-like. Gene Ontology annotation, biological process: phospholipid metabolic process. Bases 114 to 1298 code for a protein of 394 amino acids. The record is from RefSeq and is a predicted model, not a curated record. NCBI's taxonomy places the organism in Eukaryota, Metazoa, Mollusca, Bivalvia, Ostreida, Ostreidae. Gene Ontology annotation, molecular function: glycerophospholipase activity. The transcript has 13 exons.